UCCAGGAUUUCCGUGGUGAAUCUUGUGUGUGUGUCGUCCCCGUGUGUGACAGGAACAACUUGAACAACACUGAAGUUUGUCUUGUCGGUACCUAACUAGUUGAGUAAGAAAGAGUUUAAGAACGAAAACGAUGGAGUCUACAGGAGCUCCCCCGAAACAGAAACGGCGCCCGCGAAAGCACAAGCCAAAGCAGCAACCGGCUACGCAGGAAGUGACCGUCCAGCAACCAGUUGCUGUUCCGAGUCCACCUAAAACUGAAACAAACAAGGAAAACAUUCAGCAGCAGGAACAGACCGCUCCGCUCAAUCGAAAUCCAAGCAAACGCCACCGAAAACGAAACAGAGGAAAGAAACCGGAAAGCCAAGACCAACAGGUACAGCAGAUUUCUCUGGAAGAAAUUUUCCCCGGGACGAAGGUUUAUACGUUAGACAAUCAGACGGUACCGAAGAAGGAAGAAACUGUGCAACAGCCUACGAGAGGCGAUAAAGGCUCAAAGCAAGGGAAAAGGUCAAAUUUGGUUAAAAAUCAAACAGUUGAGAAUACUGAAUCAGAACAGAUAUUUCCUGCGAUCAAGACUGAUUCGCUGGUAAGUACAACUAACGCAUUGUCUGUGGAAGACAUCCGAUCGGGAGAUAUCUUCCCUGCCGCUGAUAUUUAUUCUUUCGAAAAUAAUGCUCUACCAAGAAAGGUAAAGAUUGUACAGUGGGUUCAGAAAGUGUCGCAUCAAAAGCCGAUUAAAGCCAUCGCUGGCAUCGAAGACAUUUCACUGCAGGAAAUCUUUCCGGUAGAUCAAAACCGAAGUAAACCAUCCCCAGAACAGCAAACUAUGGACCCUCCCAAGACUGAGAAAUCCCGAGAAGAGGUGCUUGUCGAGCGAGAGGCCAAGAAAGCUGCUAAGGCAGCGGUUAAAAAUAAGGAUAAGGCCCCACCGAAACCAUCUCCGCAGCCAGUUCCAUUGCAAAAGUCCAGCACGGACUCGAGUAUUUCUGAAAAGCUCGACAAGCUGCAUAUCUCAGAGCCGUCCUGUAAGACAGCGGCUAACGCUCAACCAGUUGCUACCGCACCAACACCAGAUGCUAAGCAACUAAGUAAGGCCGAACGUAAAGCCCAAUUCGAGGCUCAGAACCUUAAUUUGGCCAAGGCGAAGCCGGAAACUAAACCAACAUUAUCGAAAGCUGAACGACGAGCUGUACAGGAAGCACAAAGAGCUGCCAAGGCCGUAGCUCAGGACAAGAAAACUGCUCCUGCCGUGAAGGCUAAAGCAGAACCUGCUGUCAAACCUUUAGGAGCUAAAAAGGAAGGUUCCCCACAGAAACAUGCAAAGAAAUCUGCCAAGGCAACAGACGCGCCCCAGCAGCAGCAACCGCACAUGGUCAAACUGUUCAACCAUCUGUACAUGAAGAAGUUUGCUGCAUCGGAGAUUGUCAACUCGACCCAGCUUCAUCCGGCGAUCACCAAGCUGGGUCUGCAGUAUGCCGAAGGCGUCAUGGCAGGUUCCAAAGCACGGUGCCUGGCCUUCCUGAAGGCCCUGAUGCAAAUGAUCAAGGAUUAUGAAACGCCCCCGGAGAAGGAAUUUUCUCGCGGUUUUGAAGAGGCCCUCAACCCGAACAUUACCUACCUGCAAAAGUGCCGUCCAUUUUCCGUCUCGAUGACCAAUGCACUAAAGUACAUCAAGAUGUACACCCGGCAGCUGAAUGCCAAGGAAUCGGACUCGGAUCAAAAGGAAUUCCUCCUGGACGCCAUUGACACAUACGUUCGGGACCAGAUCGAGAAGGCCGAGGAAGCGAUCAGCAUUUCGGUGCAGGACAAGAUCUACGACGGCGACAUCAUUCUCACUUACGGGUGCUCAUCCCUGAUCAAACACAUCCUGGAGGAAGCGAACCGUCGGCAGAAGAACUUCCGCGUGGUCAUCGUAGAUUCACGACCACGCAACCGGGAGCACGAAAUGCUUCGCCAGCUGGUGGUCCAAGGAAUUGACUGCACCUGUGUACUUAUCAACGCCAUCAGCUACGUGAUGCCGGAGGUUACGAAAGUGCUGCUCAGCGCACACGCUCUGCUGGCAAACGGAUGUGUCAUGUCCCGUGUUGGGACGGCCCAGAUCGCACUGGUUGCCAAGUCCUACAACGUUCCGGUGUUGGUGUGCUGCGAAACGCACAAGUUUAGCGAGCGCGUGCAGACGGAUGCUUUUGUUUACAAUGAAAUUGGAAACCCCAACGACCUUAUCCUGCACUCGGGAACCCGGCAGAAUCGAUCCUGCAAUCCGUUGGCCGAUUGGGAAUCGAUCAAUCACCUGACGCCGCUCAACCUGCACUACGACGUGACGCCGCCGGAGCUGGUGACGGCCGUGGUGACUGAAGUGGCCAUCCUGCCCUGCACUAGCGUUCCCGUUAUUCUGCGCAUCAAACCUUCCGAGGUUGGCUACUAGUUUCGAGGGGUUUGGGAUGAGAUGGACUGUUUAAAAUAUCGAAAUUUAUAAUAAUAAAU
Messenger RNA from Ochlerotatus camptorhynchus, 2484 nucleotides. It is a transcript of the gene eIF2Bdelta, whose product is annotated as eukaryotic translation initiation factor 2B subunit delta. The transcript is spliced from 5 exons. Bases 131 to 2425 code for a protein of 764 amino acids. The record is from RefSeq and is a predicted model, not a curated record. Lineage: Eukaryota; Metazoa; Arthropoda; Insecta; Diptera; Culicidae.